UUACUGUUAAUGUGAGUACUGGUAAUGUUGGGGUGUUUGGAAGUUAUUUCUUGGGUCUCUCUGCAGCACUGCCAGCACAUCCCACACUCGUCCAUGGACUGGGCUCCUGCCUGCUGGCAGCAGGAAUCUCCACUGGAGCUCUAUUUCUCCUACACUUGAAAAUAAUUAACAGCAUCUUAGUAUUCCUGAGGAAGUUGGGCUUUGGGGUUUUGCUAAGUAACACCUUUGAUCUGACUUCCUAUACAGUGUUAGGGUCGUGUCCACAAGAAUAUUGCCUGGGAGGGGCAUUUCUAGGAUGUAAAUGCGAGUGGGAUGGGCCCAGUUGGGGUUUCCAGAUAUAUGGCAGACAAAGCCUUUCUUGAGAGACUGUUUAGAGAAGAUGUUUGUGUUGGAGGAGACGUGCCCACACCUCAGCAGGCUGCCCUGCUGUCACCCAGACUGGCUUGGGUAAGUUGGCUUUGCCUCCCUUUGGGAGUGCUGGACCUGCCUGUGCCAGCCCAGCUGGAGCAAACCUGGGGAACCCUCCCUGUUCAUGCUGUUCCCUCUGUUGUGGCUCUGGCAUCGGCUGCAUCAGCAGCACUCGAUGUCUACCUCUAAGGCAGAAGGAAAAUUUAUGUUCUAAACAACCAUGCCAGCCAAAAAUUGCCAACCUCCUGCUCCGUGUUUUUAUAGGACUCUCUUGGAACUAGAAGUAAAUGUCUUUUAAGCAUCAGCACCUAAAUAUGGAGUCAUGAUUGAUUGGACUGUAUGUGGUUUUUUUAGAUUCCUGAAACUGACUUUUGGGGUUGGAGCUGCCUGGUGUGGCACAAAGUGAGACAGUGACAACUGCAUCAUCGGCAUCACUGGCAGGAGGGGCUGGAGCUGCAGUAAGCAACUCAUUUUUCUACACCAGAAAACAGGACAGAUCACCCCAAGGGAAGGCUUUGGUCUGUCUCCCAACAGAGGCCGAGGUGGGAUUUGGUGUUUGACAGUCAGGGACUAAACCUUGCCAUUACCACGGUGGGACUCACAGCCCCACGUGGAGCUCCCAGGGGAGCCAGGUCCACUCUCAGAGAUGAGACCCUCCCAGGAUGCCCAAGCACAGGCAGGCUGGCCACACUCUCCAACUCCCCUGUCCCCUGUAGAAAACAUGGUGCAGAGGUAGGUGUAUGAAGAGAAUGAAGUUCACACUCAUAAGUGAGUGAAGGAGGAAAUAAAAUCAUCCUCAAAGCAUCUGCAGCAGUCGGGGCUUCAUCGUUAUCCCUUUCUUAAGAGCCCUUAACUUUUUGCUGAAGUACUACACUGGUUUAAAAACCAACCAACCAACAACCUCCCUAGAAAUAGAACUUGACAGUAGUUUUGGUCCUCGGUGUUUUUGGAGCUGCUGGUCGGGUUGUUGCCGGUUGGGAAAUGCAGGGAACUCUGCUGGUGUGCUCAGCCCAGCCCUUGUUCCCGUCUGGGGCUCGCAGAGGGGCCCCAGUGCUGCCGUUACAAGUUACCCCAUUGAGCUGCUGGGUUUUGCUCUGGUUCCUCAUACUGAGCUUGGCUGCAGCCCUGGCUGAACCUUCCCAGCAGAGGACAGCAUAUUUGCAGCCUGUUGUGCCAGGAGGAGCACCCGGAGCUGCUGGCACGGCCCAUGGCACCAGGCGGGGAGCACUGGCCACCGGCCCCUCUGGCAACCACAGAGACUCUGCUGAGACCCCCAGCUCGAGUGUUCCUUAGGGCUGGGCUGUCUGAAGGCAAUGGAAUUGCAGGUGCCAGCUCGUGUGACUGGGAGAGCCUCAAAAUAACAAGGGUUAGAAACCUGUGCUCAGAAACACAAUGAACCAAUGCAGCAGUCACGGAGCUGUAAAGCUGGGACAAAUGUAAACCUAGGGAAAUGACAUUAAGGAGCAUUUCUUGCUCCCUCGCCAGUUCUCUGAGGUGUUACUGCAGUGGGAAGGAAGAAACGCUCCAUUUAUUCAGUCCCACUUUAUCCUUCAGUGCAACAGCAAUUGCCUUAAUGGACAAUAUAUGUAAAAGCUGGUAAAUGAGAAGCCAGUGUUGGCUUUUUUAAUUGGAAUUUUAAAUCAGCUUUAAAUCAGUGUUGGAAUUUUAAAUGAGCUUCUGUAAUGCUUAAAUAUGAGCUGAUCUAUUGGCCUUGUCUGCACAGAAAAGCUACAAUAGCUUUUUAUAUCUCUUAAUAGGGUUAAUGUUUGCUAACAGUGAAAUACAUUACAAUAAAGGGGAGGGGGGAAAAAAUGGUAGAGGAGCUGUGGCUUCCCCAUCCCUGGAGGUGUUUGAGGCUAGGUUGGCUGAGGCUUGGAGCUACCUGGUUUAGUAGGAGGUGUCCCUGCCUGUGGUGGGGGGUGCAGUGAGGUAUUUCAGGAGCAUCAAUCACCGUGGAGCUGGGUCACUCUGCAUUAGCAGUAUUUAUUAUAUUUUCGUCUUUGCCAAUAAUUUCUAUAUCGCAAUGCUGAAUGAAGCAGCGAGCUUUGGAGUGGUGAUGUGUUACUGCAUGAAAACGAAGUGCUGUUCUUUAGUGCAGUGCUCUGCUGUAAUAUAAUUCAGUGUAUUGUUUCACUGGUUUGUGAACUGUGGGAAGUGGCUGGGCUGCAGCAGCUGCUGUGUCGGUCUCUGGGUGCAGUAGGAGAGGCUGAAGGUGACUGCGUGUGAGCAGGGAAUGAGCCACCAGCUCUGCCCUCCUGCAGCCCCCGGGCACCUCGCAGGGCACGGGGUGGGGAGCAGUGCCCUGUCCCUCCGCACGCCUCCUCCGCCCCGGGCAGUUUCCGAGCGGAUCCCUGGGCAGUGGCAGUGCUGUUCGCAGCUCCCUCGGCGCACAGGGGGCAGCCCCACCCUCCCACUGCUCCACGUGCUGCUCAGCAAACACGUCCUGCCCCGCCGUGACUCCUUAUGACUGAACGCGGCUCGCCCUCGGCGUGACGGCAGCGCGGAUGCUCCCCUGGAUCCCGGAGCCCGGCGGGGACGCAGCACCCACAGCCCCGGGGAUGGCUGUGAAUGAGACCAGUGGCUGCUUGCAGACAAAUAGAGUCCUAGAAAAGUAUUAUCUCUCCACCAUGUAUACCCUUGAGUUCAUUUUAGGCUUCACUGGAAACACCAUUGUGGUGUUUGGCUAUAUCUUCUGCCUGAAAAAAUGGAAAAGCGGCAACAUCUACCUGUUCAAUUUAUCCUUAUCAGAUUUGUUAUUUCUGUGUACUCUGCCAAUACUGGUGAACAGCUACUCCCGAGAUCAGUGGGCAAAGGAGGACAUCCUGUGCCACAGCAACAGAUUCCUGCUGCAUGCCAACCUGUACAGCAGCAUCCUCUUCCUCACUGCAGUCAGCGUUGACCGGUACAUGCUCAUAAAGCACCCCUUCAGGGACCACGUCCUGCAGAAGAGGAGAACGGCUGUCCUGGUGUCCAUUGCCAUAUGGAUUGGGGUGAUCCUGGAGCUGCUGCCACUGGUGCAUUUCCUGGAGCCUCUAACACCUGCCAACAAUUACAAGUGUCUUGAUUAUGCGAGCUCUGGAGACCCCGCGAAAAACCUCAUCUAUAGCGUGUUCCUGACUGUCUUUGGGUUCCUCAUCCCUCUCUUGAUCAUGUGCUGCUUCUACGUGAAGAUGGUUCGUUUUCUUAAAAACAGGAGUGAGCAACUCAGUUCUCCCCUGACCCUGGAGAAGCCUCUCACCCUCGUGAUCCUCACCAUGGUGAUCUUCUCCCUGCUCUUCACUCCCUACCAUGUCAUGCGCAACGUCCGGCUCGCUUCCCGAAUACCGGCCUUGAACGUCCCUGAGUGCACGCAGGGCAUCAUCAGCACCAUUUACGUUAUCACGAGGCCCUUUGCCUUUCUAAAUAGUGCCAUUAAUCCUGUUUUCUAUUUCCUCAUGGGUGACCACUUCAGAGAGAUGCUGAUGGCCAAAAUGAGGCAGCUCUUGCGCAGGCUGACAAUCACCAGGAAGUGAGCGAGGAUGGAGACCCCCCUGGAGUGGGUGACAGCAGGGAGGAAACUCUCUGAGGGAGAACAUUCAGUUGUGUGCCCUUUUUUUAGAUAACUUUAUGCUAUAGAAUAAGUGUAAGCUGAUUGUGUUCCUGUAAAUGCACCUGUUACCUUAUUGUGCAGGAGACCUCCUGCUGAGCUGCCUGCAGCAAACCAGGGGAGAUGCUCACUCCCAGCAGUACAGGGGGACCCUGCUCUCGGAGCGGGAUACCCCCCAGCACAUCAAUAUUGUAAACAAAAGACUAUCGAGCCAGCUCUUGGAGGGAAGAACACACUGCUCUCAAAUAACUGCUUUGUGAGCCAUAAUGUGAUGCUGGACUGGACCUGGAAGGGGCUAAAACAAACGUGUCUGUGCUCAGCAGGACAGCCAGGCAAGCUCACAGGGGCAUUGUCCCAGUCACUUUAUCAGAGUACAGAGCUACCCAACUUCAGUGUAGUUGUCUGUAAGUGCCAGUGGAACAUAUACCCUGAGGCAGAAUUCGGACCUUAGAAUUCAAACUUCAUUAGCAGUUCUGCUAAUGAACCAGGAGCUAAUAAGGAGCCAGUCCCUGCCUGACAUCCCUGUGGGAUUGAUCAGGAGCACAAUUUACUCUCCAAUGGACUGUCCCGUGUUCAGAUGGAAAGGGGGAAGAUCAAGAUGGAAUGAUGCUCCCGUAGGAGUUUGGGCUGGAGAAGGAGCUACCCGUAGGGAGUAGGGGUAGGGUGUAGGCAGCCCCCUUCCCUGCCUGCAUUCCUGCAGGAGAUGAGGACCCCCAGCCCUGCCUGGGACUCGCUGCUCCCCAGCACGGGAAGCGGGACACCCGCUGGGUCCCAUCCAGGUCACCCCGGGUUCAGCUCUCUCUGAUGCGUCGAUCAUCUUCGAUGUGCUUCACUGUGCCAGAGAUACCAGCCCCAGAUAAUAAA
Messenger RNA from Myiozetetes cayanensis, 4858 nucleotides. RefSeq names its product succinate receptor 1 (gene SUCNR1). Gene Ontology annotation, molecular function: G protein-coupled receptor activity. Gene Ontology annotation, biological process: G protein-coupled receptor signaling pathway. Bases 2913 to 3920 code for a protein of 335 amino acids. The transcript is spliced from 2 exons. Gene Ontology annotation, cellular component: plasma membrane. NCBI's taxonomy places the organism in Eukaryota, Metazoa, Chordata, Aves, Passeriformes, Tyrannidae. The record is from RefSeq and is a predicted model, not a curated record.